CGUCAGCUCGCACAUGCGCGUCCUCAUGUUCUGGAAAUUUCUUUGGUGGGGUGUUGGUGUAGGGGCUAGAUCAGGAGCAAUAGUUGUAUAUUACUUCAGACUUUAUAUUAAAAAUCUGGGUGACUUUCAUCGGCUCCUUUAAGCCAUGGUGAAGAAGAAUACGGUUCCUGAUGGAUGGCGAGGUAUUAUACCUGUCGGGAAACGUAUACCAAGAACUAGAUUUGUUGCUUUCAAAGUUCCUUUGAAAGGGGCAAUAAGUCAAAGGCUUACGGCUAAUCAGAAGUUUUCUCCAAAAGAUCUGAUAGCUAAAAUCAAAGAGCAGAAUGAGGAACUUGGAUUAAUUAUUGACUUAACGUAUACAACUCGGUACUAUACUGAGAAGGAUUUGCCUAAAAGUGUGCAGUAUCAAAAGCUAUACACUGUUGGGCAUGAAGUACCAGAUGAUGCUACCAUUCUGCAGUUUAAACGAAGGGUCAGAAAAUUCUUAUGGGAAAAUACAGAUAAUGAUAAAAUCAUUGGAGUUCACUGUACUAGUGGAAUUAAUAGAACUGGAUACCUUAUCUGUCGGUACCUCAUUGAUGUAGAAGAAGUGGACCCUGAGACAACAAUUGAACUUUUCAAUACUGCUCGUGGCCAUAAAAUGGAUGGAAGCGUAUACCUGUCUGAUCUUCGAAGUGGACCGAUGAGAAGUAAUUUAGGAAUUGAUGUGUUCGAUGCGGAACCAGAACCGGAACCAGAACCAGAAAUACUGGAGCCUUUCCCCUCGUAUUCUUAUAAAGGACCACAUGGUCCUAGACCACUACUUGAUGAUUUUCCAGAGCCUGAUUCAAGACAUGGACCGUCAUAUGGAGCCCUACCUCUUUCUGCCAGAGACUUUGAUGCUCCUCCUUAUAAUAGGUGGCAUGACAGGCCUCGACCACUUCCUCCUCCACUUCCUCCACCACCACCUUCACUUCUCUAUGGUGAACACAGACCACUUUCCCGCUUUGAUGACUAUGCUCCAGAGGAAUUUAAUGGACGUUCCAGGUUUAACCAUUUCAGUGAGCAUAGAGCAAUACGCAGUUCUGAAGAAAAUUCCCGUCUGCAUAGUAGAUAUGCACCUUAUUCUACAAGACUACCAGCACCUCAAGAUCGCUUCAGGGAUGAAUUUGAAAGAAAACCUUAUCCCUUUUCAAGCAGAAGAGAAUUAGAACCACAGAGCUCUGCCCCAUACACCAUUUUUACACGUGAUUACAAUCAUGGCCAGCCACCAGAGCGUGGUCCCAGCCUGAGUAAGCUCGGGGCUGGUUGUUAUGAUAAUUUUGAUGGCUUUCGUGAAUAUGAUUGGAACUAAAUCACUAACUUUAAUGUGUAUUCAUUUUUUUUAUUUUGGGUAUGGUAACUGCUUGUAUUUUUCAUAAAGUUUGCUUUUUCCAAAUUUUAAUAUUGAAGGACCACAAACCCUUCCCUCACUUAAUGCCUUUUACUAUUUCUGUUGACUUAGAACCGUGUAGUUGUAAAAAAAAAAUUGUUAGUUAUGACAGCAUAAAGUAUGAUGAAAGCAGAAACAUUUGUUUAGGUUUUUUUUUACUUAAAUCAGUACGUAUGAAUAUAUGCUUAUUGUCUUGGUUCCAGGUUUUUUGAAAGUGAAUUUCUGAGCACAACAGAUUGUAGAUAACUUUUUUAAAAUAAAAUUAGAGACUUUAAAUGUAUCCUAAAAUUGUGAAUUGUACACAUUGCCUCAAACUUAAUUUACCACCACAAAUGUUUGAUUUUAUUUGUGUUCUGCUUAUGUACAGAAAGGCAAAAUACAUCACAGAAGUACACAUUCAUUUCUUGCUACAAAUAAGCUAACUUCCUUGAUGCACCAUACCAACUAAGACAUGCAAUUCAAUGAGAUAGUCCUGUUUGUACCUGCUGAGCUCAUAGGUGGCAUAUUGUGUCAAGUGGUACUAAAAAUAAAUGUUUCUUUGCUCUAAAA
Carcharodon carcharias (great white shark) is the source of this 1960-nucleotide messenger RNA. Its product is annotated as RNA/RNP complex-1-interacting phosphatase-like. The record is from RefSeq and is a predicted model, not a curated record. Gene Ontology annotation, biological process: protein dephosphorylation. NCBI's taxonomy places the organism in Eukaryota, Metazoa, Chordata, Chondrichthyes, Lamniformes, Lamnidae. Gene Ontology annotation, molecular function: polynucleotide 5'-phosphatase activity; protein tyrosine/serine/threonine phosphatase activity; protein tyrosine phosphatase activity. Bases 146 to 1333 code for a protein of 395 amino acids. The transcript has 12 exons.